Molecule: messenger RNA, 2358 nt
Organism: Scheffersomyces coipomensis
Lineage: Eukaryota; Fungi; Ascomycota; Pichiomycetes; Serinales; Debaryomycetaceae
Gene: ORC3
Product: origin recognition complex subunit 3
Exons: 1
Coding region: 1-2358 (785 amino acids)
Biological process (GO): DNA replication initiation; DNA replication
Cellular component (GO): nuclear origin of replication recognition complex; nuclear pre-replicative complex; DNA replication preinitiation complex
Molecular function (GO): DNA replication origin binding
Source: RefSeq, a predicted model, not a curated record
AUGUCAAAGAGGAGAAGAACCAAUAAAGAUGAUUAUGAAAAUGAUUCUGCAUCUGAUAGUGAAAGUGUGACGCCACAGAAUGGUCAUUCGAACACGUUAUCUGAUAAUAAUCAAAAAUCAUUCUAUUAUAUAAAACCCAAGGUAUCUCAAAAGAAAUCAUCCCAAGUUGACUUAUCAUCCAAAUUCACGACUUUAUUAAGUUGUUUGAUGGGGUCUAAUACAAACUAUCAAGAUUCAAAUAGUUCAAAAAGACCAAAACGCGCUGAUUCAAAUAUGUUUAUUAAUUUAUUCAAUGGUAAGGAAUCAAAUGAACAAGUCAAUCGAAGAUUUGAAUUAUAUCAACAUUAUUGGAAUUCACAACAUAAGAAGGUAGAUGAUAUCUUAAACAACACUAAUAAACAAUUAUUCCUUCAAUUACAAAAUUUCAUUAAUAGAGAUCAUCAAUCUAGUAGAUUUAAUAAAUUACCCUUGGGUUUCUUACAAUUAAGUUCGAAUACCGCUAAUAAUUUAAGAAUUUUACAAGAAUUUAACAAGUUUUUAACUUUGGAGAAUCAAAAAUCAGAUACUGAAUUCGAUUAUAAAAUCAUAAAUAUGAGUUCAAAGCAUUGUUAUCAUAUAAAAGCUACGUUAAGAGAACUUGUGAAACAAAUGUUAAAUGCGAUAGAGAAUGGUAAUAGCAAUACUAAUAUGCCACAGAGAGUAGGAGACGAUAAUGAUGAUGAUGAAGAAGAAGAAGUGAUUGAUGAUGAUAAUGAUGAAGUAGAGGAUGAUAAUCAAUAUCAAAGUAUAAAUACGAAAGGGAAAUUACAAUAUGAUUUAGAUAUGAUUGAAGAAUGGUAUAAUGAUAAGUAUAAUCAAAAGAAAUCGUUACGUUUCAUUAUAGUCCUUCAAGAUACAAACUCGAUCAGUAAUCAUGUCAUAAAUCAAUUAAUCAAGAUCCUUUAUGGUUAUAGAUCUACCUUACCGUUAAAGUUGAUCUUAGGUUUAUCAGCUAAUAAUAUCAGUAAUUGGAUUAAUAAUAAUUUUAAUAACGAAAUUAGGAUAUUAACUAAUGGGUUUAAAUUCAAAUGUAAUGAUAAUAGAACUUUGGGUUAUUUGAUUUUAGAAAGUUUAUUCUUAACCGAUAUGGAUGAUGAAAAUUCAGAUCAACCCUUAAAUUUAUUAUUGAAUUUUAAAACUAGUACUAUUCUUUUAUCAAGAUUUGAAAAUUCAAAUAAUUCGAUUGAUUCAUUAAUAGCUGAGAUAAAACUUUGUUAUAUGAUUCAUUUUUAUAAUCUGCCAUUAAGUGCAUUGAUAAAAUAUGAUAAUGUUAGUGCAGAGUAUACCAAUGGAUUAAAGAAAUUACCCUCUUUCAAGAAGUAUAUUGAAAGAAAGAUUUACGAACAUAAAGUGGAUGACAUAGAAGAAUUAUUACAAGAUGAUAAUGAUGAUAGGAUUAAACAGUUACUUAUUGAAAAGAGAAAGGAUUUUAUUAAUUAUAUCAAUACGGUCAUAGGAUAUAUUAAAAUUCUAGAUAAAUUACAAACAUUAGUUAAUUUUGAACCGAGAAAGGAACAUUUGGAGUUAUACAAGUUGAUAAUCAGUAAUAGUGCAAUCCCCUCAUCUUCAGCUACGACUUCAGUAUUCAUUUCUGAAUUAGUCGGUCAAUUUGUUGAUUCAGAUAACUUUGAAUCCAAUUUUGCCGCAUUAAGAUCAUUUUUAAUAUCCUAUGAUAGUGAAACACCUGUCAUAUUAAAAUUAAGAUCAUUGAUAAGUGGUAGUAGUGCAAAGGAUUCAGGGUUCAAAAAGUUAUUGACUAACUUCUUUCAACCUAUUUCAACCAUGGAAUCGUUACAAGAUUUCUUAUUUAAUGAGAUAUUCACUAUGAAUGGAGGAAUUGUAUCACAAAGUUCUCAACCUAUUAAUGAAGAAAGUUAUGAAAAUUUAAUGAUUAAUUUAAUAAGACCAAAUUUAAGAUCAUCGAUUGAAUUAGGAUUAGAUAAUUGUUCAACUUAUCUUAAGAAUCCAUUCUUUUAUAAACAAUUGAAUGAGAAAUUAUCCAAUUUAAAUCCUAUCAUAACUCAAUUAUUUCGAGUUUAUAAAGAAGCUCCAACCACCAUUAAUGUUUUUGAUUUUUAUAUGGCCUUCAAGCAAUCCUUGAACAAGAAUGAAAUUAAAGUUUUGAUUGAAAGUUUUAUAAAGGAUGAAUCAUCCGAUAAAUAUAUUCAAACUUUAGAUAUUGAAAAUAAUGAAGAUGAUUGGAAUAAACUUACAUUUGCUUGGUUUGUACAGAAUUGUCAAGAAUUAGUCAUGAUGGGAUUAUUGAAAGAAAAACCAAAAGGUGAUCAUUUAGAAAAAGUUAUUUGGAAAGGGAUUUAG